Molecule: messenger RNA, 2316 nt
Organism: Brassicogethes aeneus
Lineage: Eukaryota; Metazoa; Arthropoda; Insecta; Coleoptera; Nitidulidae
Source: the annotation of a GenBank genome assembly
CCGCCUUUCGUGACAACUAACAUGUCUGCCAUGUGAUCUGUUGUGUCAGUUUGUUGCUUAUUAUUCGUGUUUUUUUUGGUGUAUUUAGUUUUGUGUGACCGUAAAAUUUUGCAGAUAAUGUGCGAUCUACAGCCCACGCAAUCUCCCCCGUCUUCCAUGGUGUUGACUCCUCCCGACGAUAAUAUCAGGAUUCCGUGGGGAAGAUUGAUAUCCAGAAUGAACGAGAUGGACCCAGUUGAUUUAGUAUCGGAUGCCGUAAGCUUGGGUCGUGCGGAAUACUGUGACAUAGUCAUAGUAAAAAAUCGAUUUCCCGACCACAUUGUCUUCCAUAUCAGCAAGGAGCAUUUCGUGAUUAGCAAACAGGCAGGCGGUCCUGUUUUUAUCACUGAUCUGAGCAAAAAUGGCACCUUUAUUAACCGUCAAAAAGUCGGAAGGAACAAUAAGUACGUCCUCCAAAAUAACGAUAUCAUUUCCGUGGGUAUUAAGGAUAUGCUGAUUUACACUUACAAACAAAUGGAUAAUUUCGAGGAAAAAUACCUGCCUUUAGAACUGCAAAAGAAGUAUGAAGUCGGGGAGUUUUUGGGUAGAGGGGCUGUAGGGGAAGUUAGACUCGUAUAUGAGAAGACAACAACCAAAAAAUUUGCGGUGAAAAAAAUUACGAAAGGGAAAUUUAACACCUCCAGGUUGCACGAUUUAAAUCACCCCAGCAAAAUAUAUUCGGAAAUCAACAUUUUGCAGCAUCUUAAUCAUCCUUGUGUCAUUUCCAUGAGGGAAAUCGUUGAAACCGAGGAGGACGUUUUCAUAAUCUUGGAGUACAUGGAAGGAGGCGAAUUGACUAGCCGCAUCGAAAAAUUUCACUUGUCGGAACCGUUGGUGAAAUAUUAUUUUUACCAAAUGGUUCUUGCAGUGAAGCACCUUCACGACAACAACGUUACGCACAGGGACCUCAAGCCGGAAAACGUGCUGUUGUCCUCCAAUAGAAUGGACUGCCUGCUCAAAGUCUCCGACUUCGGCCUGAGCAAGGAAUCCGAGGACAACAUAAUGAGGACCAUGUGCGGAACCAUGUGCUACGUGGCGCCGGAGAUCAUAGACGACCGCUACAAAGAGUACGACAACCAGUGCGACAUAUGGAGUUUGGGGGUCAUUUUAUAUUACAUGAUGUCCAAGGAAUUCCCGUUCAAUUCCAGCGACAGGAGAUCUUUGGGGUUAUUGAUCUUGCGCGGGAAUUUUUCCAUGGUCGGUCCGAAAUGGCAGAACGCGAGUUAUCCGGUUAAGGAUUUGAUUAGAAGAAUGUUGACAGUUAAUCCAAAAGAAAGAAUAAAUUCGCGGCAGAUUCUCCAACAUCCUUGGAUUUCUAGGGACCAAGCAUUGCAGAUUAGAGUGAACGAUCUCAUCAAAAGUCACCAAAAGGUACCGGAUUUUGUCGAACCGGAUGUAGUCGAACCGGUUGUAGUCUCACCGGAUGUCUUCGACCCGGAACCGCACCCAAAGAGAUGCAGAGUCGACGGUAACGAUGAAACUGCGGAAAAUACAACUGCCACAAACACCGUAUCUCCUACACUUACUCCCCCACUACCGACCGCAACCAUAACAUCCCCUGCUACCCCCCCCACAUUCACCCCACCUCAAAUCCCCGAAAAGGUCGCCUCUGUCUGCCUGAGCGCCCCACUAACUCCCCCUCUUCCUCCUUUAACAGCCGCUCCCCCGAUCCCAGAGUCAGAUCUCGAAGGCUUGACCCUCACCCAAAUGCCUCAAUUGAUCUUGUCCCCAAAUGACCCCAAAGAGUAAGUAACAGUCCCUAGCUCAAUGCUCAAUUAUGUGCCAUAAUGUUAAUUUGUUCGUUUUUUUUUUUGUGAUAUUUUUGUAGCAAUGUACGAGACUUGAGUGAAACUUUUACCUCCCUGAACCUUUAAAAAUAUGUUAUUUAUUUAGAAGAAUGUUUUUUUUAUUUUUUUACAAGUUUAAAUGUUGAAUGCUGUGAAACAGUAUUUUUUUGUAUAUCACGUUACCUAUACUAAUAAGGUUUUUUUACUAGUGAUAGUGAUACUAUGACGUUUGUACAAGUACUAGUACAAACUAAAUCAAAAUUUACAAUUAGUAUUAAUAAUUAAUGUAUCCUCUACUUAUUAUUAUAUGUACCCUACAUAUUAUGUAGAUGAUUUUUUUUAUAUUUUGUAUAAUUACGUAUUUGUUUUGUUUAUGUUUAUACUCGUGACCUGGAAAAAUGUUGUACUAAUGGGCGCAAUUUACCAUAUAAAUGUUUGACUAUGUCCAUACAGACUAUUUUCUAUUUUUGUUAAUAAACUAUUUCGAGAA